UCCCCUCCCUCCACCCCCCUCGCCCUCCCCUGCUUCCUCUCUGCCAGUCCAGCCUGGGUCCUGCUGCUCUGCCCAGCUCCAUGGGAGCCCCGCGCUCCACGGCAGGCUCUCCCUGCCCCUCUGCCCGCUAACAUGGCACUGCCAGCACCCAAUUAACCAGGAGUAGCAGCACUGGGGGAGCCGGAAUCUGGUCCGCCUCCCGACCCCAGACUCGGUCAUGGAUGUGAGCAAGAUGCUCAAGACCAAUGAUCCUGUAAUUCUAAGAGAAAAAUGGCAGAAGGGAGGACACAUAGGAAGAAAAAACCAGAAAAUGGAGAAGUAGAAAAGUGGAGGCCGCUUCUUGGUUAUAUCAGUGUGGAGAGUCUUUUUCAGACGGUCAGCAUCAAUAAAGCUAUUAAUACCCAGGAAGUGGCCGUGAAGGAAAAACAUGCCAGGACGUGCAUCCUGGGAACCCACCACGAGAAAGGCGCACAGACCUUCUGGUCGGUGGUGAACCGUCUGCCGCUGUCCAGCAACGCUGUGCUCUGCUGGAAGUUUUGCCAUGUAUUUCAUAAGCUCCUUCGGGACGGGCAUCCCAAUGUCCUGAAAGACUCCCUGAGAUACAAAAAUGAGUUAAGUGACAUGAGCAGGAUGUGGGGUCACCUGAGCGAGGGCUAUGGCCAGCUUUGCAGCAUCUACCUCCGACUGCUGAGAACCAAGAUGGAGUACCACACCAAGAACCCCCGUUUCCCAGGCAACCUCCAGAUGAGUGACCGGCAACUGGAUGAGGCAGGAGAGAGCGAUGUCAACAACUUUUUCCAGCUGACAGUCGAGAUGUUCGACUAUUUGGAGUGUGAGCUGAACCUCUUCCAGACUGUGUUCAGCUCCUUGGAUAUGUCCCGCUCGGUGUCGGUGACAACAGCGGGGCAGUGCCGCUUGGCCCCCCUGAUCCAGGUCAUUCUGGACUGCAGCCACCUGUAUGAUUACACCGUCAAGCUCCUCUUCAAACUUCACUCCUGUCUUCCUGCUGACACCCUGCAGGGCCACAGGGACCGCUUCAUGGAACAAUUCAAGAAGUUGAAAGACCUCUUCUACCGCUCCAGCAACCUGCAGUACUUCAAGCGCCUCAUCCAGAUCCCUCAGCUUCCAGAGAACCCACCCAACUUCUUGCGGGCCUCAGCCUUAUCAGAACACAUCAGCCCUGUGGUGGUCAUCCCAGUGGAGGCUUCGUCCCCAGACAGUGAGCCCGUCCUGGAGAAAGAUGACCUCAUGGAAAUGGAUGCCGCUUCUCAGCAGAAUUUCUUUGACAACAAGUUUGAUGACAUCUUCGGCAGCUCUUUUAGCAGUGACCCUUUCAACUUCAACAAUCAGAAUGGCAUGAGGAGCAGAGAAAAGAAGGAUACAUUGAUUGAUCACCUGUACCGGGAGAUCAACGGACUGAAGAAAGAGAUGGAGAACAUUCAAGCUGAGAAACACCUGGCGCUGCUGCAGCUGAAGGGCCGGAUCAGCGAGCUGGAGGCGGAGCUGGCAGAGCAGAGACACCUGCGGCGGCAGGCGGCCGAUGAGAGCGAAUUUCUCCGGGCUGAGCUGGACGAGCUCAAUAAAAAGCGAGAAGACACAGAGAAAGCCCAGCGGAGCCUCACGGAGAUCGAGAAGAAAGCCCAGACAAAUGAACAGCGUUACAGCAAGCUGAAGGAGAAGUACACUGAGCUGGUUCAGAACCAUGCCGACCUACUGCGGAAGAAUGCCGAAGUGGCCAGACAGGUCACUGUGAUGAGACAGGCCCAGGCUGACCUGCAGCGAGAGAAGAAAGAGCUGGAGGAUACUUUCCAUCAUGCGAACGAGCAGGCCCAGCGCAAGACUCAAGAACAGACCGAGGUCCUGGAGACGUUAAAACAAGAACUUUCCAUCAGCAAACAUGAGUUCCAAGUCCUCCAAGGCACCCUGGAGACCUCUGCCCAGUCAGAGGCAAAGUGGAAUAUGCAGAUUGAAGGCCUAGAGAAGGAGCGAACCAGCCUGGCGAAAAUCGCAUCUGAGAGGUAUGAAGAAAUCUCAUCCCUUCGGAACCAACUGGAGCGAACACAGUCUGAGUUAACCAGUGCACAGGAAUCUAUGCAUCAAAUCGCAAAGGACCAGCGGAAGUCAAUUCUCUUGGAAACAGGGCAAGAGGCUGAGAAGAUGGUGAAAGAUACCUUGAGCCAGCUUGAGGACCCCAUCCUCAUCAGCUGUACUGGGUCUGCAGAUCAUCUCCUUUUCAAGACCAAUUGUGUUUUGAAAUGCAUCGACCAAGUGGAGGAGGCCCAGAAGCAGUAUCUGACCUCUUCAGAUGAUGUCAGUGGACUGGCACGAUCCAUGACCCUCUUGGCUCACCUGGUCAGUGACACCAUCCUCCAGGGCAGUGCCACCUCUCUGACGACCUCCUUGGAGCCUGCCGAGAUGCUAACAGAUGCCUGUAAAGAGUGUGGCAGGGAAGCCCUGCUCUAUCUGUCUGCUCUGAAGGAAGAGGACAGUCUUAGGAAUGCAGAUAGCACGGCUAUGAAGAGCUGCCUCAGCAUGAUCACAGCCAUUGGCGAGGAGCUCAGACCCAGAGGCCUGGACAUUAGGCAGGAGGAGCUGGGAGACUUGGUGGACAAGGAGAUGGCUGCCACCUCAGCUGCCAUUGAAACGGCCACAGCCAGGAUCGAGGAGAUGCUCAAUAAGUCCCGAGCUGGAGACACAGGGGUCAAACUAGAGGUGAAUGAAAGGAUCCUGGGCUCCUGUACCAGCCUGAUGCAGGCAAUUCAGGUCCUCAUUAUGGCCUCCAAAGACCUUCAGAAGGAGAUAGUGGAGAGUGGCCGGGGUGCAGCCUCCCCAAAAGAGUUCUAUGCCAAGAAUUCCCGAUGGACAGAAGGACUGAUCUCGGCCUCCAAAGCUGUUGGUUGGGGAGCCACAGUCAUGGUGGAUGCAGCGGAUCUGGUAUUUCAAGGGAAAGGGAAGUUUGAGGAGCUGAUGGUGUGUUCCCGUGAAAUUGCAGCCAGCACAGCACAGCUGGUGGCUGCUUCCAAGGUGAAAGCGGACAAGGACAGCGCAAACCUCGCUCAGCUGCAGCAGGCCUCUCGGGGGGUGAACCAGGCGACAGCAGAGGUGGUGGCGUCAACCAUGGCAGGGAAGUCGCAGACUGAGGAGACAGAAAACAUGGACUUCUCCAGCCUGACGCUGACCCAGAUCAAACGGCAAGAGAUGGACUCCCAGGUAAAAGUGUUGGAACUGGAAAAUCAGCUGGAGAAGGAGCGGCAGAAGCUGGGCUACCUUCGGAAGAAGCACUACGAGCUGGCCGGCGUCGCCGAGGGCUGGGAGGACGAGCCCGGAGCAUCUGCAGCUGCUGUGCCAGAAGCCGAGUCAGAGAAGGACUAGAGCCCGGCCCUCGCCCCAGACACCAGACUGUAAACGCUCAUAACUCGUCUCUGUGCUUGUCGUGCGGCCGCUCCACUGUCCACCUGCCCGUGCUGCAGACUCACCACCUCCCCCGGGGGUCAGCCCCCCACGGAGCCCCGCCCCACGGGCCACACUUUGAUGACCCUCACUUCCCAUUGCCUGCUUGAGAUGCCGGCAGGCCUUUGCUAGCCAUUCUGGCCCCCAGGGAGCUUGUAGGGAACACGUCUUGGCCACGUGACUCACUUCAUCUCCAUGCUCAUUUCCUCGGGCUUGUUUGCCCAGGGUUGGGGGCCAGGAUUGCAGGGAGAGGCCAAGAGAGAGACUUCAUCAGUACCCUUUCCCUUUCCUCCUCAGUCUUGUCUGUUCCAUUAUUUGCACAAACUGGAGAGCAUCCGAGGUGGAUCCAGGCCGAGAAGCUCUCCUGGAUCUGUCCACAGGAGGGUCCUGCCCGAGAAGGCCCCGGGCAGUUCUUCCCCCUCCUCGGCAGUCUCAUGGACUCCCCACUGCUUCUUAGGGUGGCUGGGUUUUUGUUUUUGUUUUUUGGAAAGUCAAUUCCUAUAGCCAACUUUCCUCAAGGGAGCCCCUCUAGAGCUCCUGGGACACAACUGGGUCCCGGUACCAUAGUGGUUAAACAAUUAAUGGUGCUGCUCAGGCUUUGCCCUCGGUGCUCCACAUUCGCCACAUCACUGGAGUGCGGCAUCGUCACGUCCACUUCCUAGAAGGGAAUAGCUUCCUCCUUAGGGGAAGGCAGGUCGAGUGCCUUGUGUUACUGUACCUGGACCCCGGCUGACCCCCAACAAUUCACCUCCACACGCGUGGGGACCACAGAAGAGGGGGGGAGGGAAGGGUCCGGCCCAGGUCCUCGAGGAACCAUCAUCUGCGGCAACAGCUCGUGAUCAGACUCCAGAAACCCCGUGGUGCCCUCCUUGGGUGGGGAUGCUGAGAGCAGCAACAGGUCCUUCCCUGGCCACCACCCUCCAUUCCUGACCAGGGUACCAAGAAGGGGAAGAUGAGGGAAAUCUCGAUGGCUUUCACCAAGUAGUCAGCCUUGUCACCUACCUGAACUGAAGGUGGCUAACUCAUUAAGAAGCCCUGGUCAGAGAGAAUCAAGCAAGCCGUGUCCCCAAAAAGAGUGGAGGCUCGUAGCUGGUGUCCAUCUCCUCCCGUCCCUCUUACAGUGCCCUGUGCUAUUUAUAACUGACUGGCCACAAGCAGCAACACCCUACGAAGAAAUGCUUGGAGCAGUCAGUGUCGGAGGAGGCUGCGUCUGACUGCUGCUCUCCACCCAACAAGCUUCAUGAACAUGAAAGAAAAGGCAAGGAUACCAUCUUUGGACUCCUCACCAAAGAGGCUCCUCAAUUAGAUUAGAUGUGGAUGGUUCUGCCCAGAUUUCCCAAUCCUCCACCUGAAACGUAAUUAGGCCUGUGACUUUAGACCCAAAGCUGGAAUGGCCAUGUGUUGACCCAAGCUGCUCCUCUUGGAAUUGUUUCAGCUGCCAAACUGAGCACUUGGCUUCGGAGGAAUAAGUACCAUGUUGGCCAUGCCAGUUACCACUGGCCUUUCUAACUUCCAGGCCAGAGAAACGCUUACCUCCUGGCCAGCACCUACACCCACGAGAGCCCAGUGAAUCUGCCCUGCCUGAUCUUCACCAUGCUUUGUUGCCAUUACCUUUCCAAAUCAAUCAGAAAGGACUUGCUGCUGAUUAAGCCUUUGGUUCCCACAUCGGCCUUCCAGCGGAGGCCUCUCCAGCCCGGUUGUCUCCAACCCCUCUAAAGCCCACACUGCCUGUUGCAGAGAGCGAUAUAACACUGGGGUCUGCCGGAUUCUUUGUCUCUCACACAAACCCAGCAAAUCUUUCCAGCUAUUUGCUGAGGACUUCCAUUAUUUCCCAGGUCCAAACCAACUGUAAUACCACCACGCACUGAUGUGGUACGCUGCCUUUCACCCCAGGAGCCAAAGCAAUACAGAAGAUCUAUUGGUUACUGCUGGGCCCAGUGCUGAGAGCAGAGUAGCCACAUGUCCAGACCCACUGUCUUUCAGGUGACCCUUAACUACCUCAGGUUUGAAGGCCCUAGACUAAGCAGGUUACUACUCAAGGGACAAACCGAGGGGGUUCAGAUAAAUCUUGGUGAUAACUCAAUUUUUGUCUCGAUCCUAUAACUUUUUCUCGUCUAUUUUGGUUUGGGGGAGACGGGAAUUUUUUUUUCUUUAAUUUUUUAACCUUUACCCAGAUGUCCAUUAGAAGUAUUCCUGUAAAUUAAGUUGAUUUAUCACUCUGAGUGCCUACCUUCCCAGGGCAGGUGGCCACUGACAUUUGGUUUCUUUCCAACAAGACUUUUGAUUAUUAUAGUAUUAAGAUCUUUCUUUGUAUAAUAUGUUGUAUGUGUGUUUUCAAUUUUUAAAAUAAAUAUUUCAACCCAGCA
Molecule: messenger RNA, 5816 nt
Organism: Phascolarctos cinereus (koala)
Lineage: Eukaryota; Metazoa; Chordata; Mammalia; Diprotodontia; Phascolarctidae
Gene: HIP1
Product: huntingtin interacting protein 1
Biological process (GO): endocytosis; actin filament organization; clathrin coat assembly
Cellular component (GO): clathrin-coated vesicle; cortical actin cytoskeleton; presynapse
Molecular function (GO): phosphatidylinositol-3,4-bisphosphate binding; clathrin light chain binding; phosphatidylinositol-3,5-bisphosphate binding
Source: RefSeq, a predicted model, not a curated record